This is a messenger RNA of Suillus subalutaceus, 832 nucleotides long. RefSeq lists its product as uncharacterized. The coding region runs from base 1 to 654 and encodes 217 amino acids. NCBI's taxonomy places the organism in Eukaryota, Fungi, Basidiomycota, Agaricomycetes, Boletales, Suillaceae. The transcript has 5 exons. The record is from RefSeq and is a predicted model, not a curated record.
AUGCCCGCUCCCGAAGUCGCACCUGUCCAUACACACAACGAGACUGCCAAAACACUGGGGCAUGUUAACUUGAUGGUGGACACAUUGAUUGCAAAUGCUACGAUAGAUGAGCAAGUGCCUGUCAUUUCCGCUGCCACCUUGCGCGCGAUCACUCGAAAUCUCCUUGCAACUGGCACCCCCAGUCUUGCAGCUGCAUUUACAGCCGCAGCACGAUCGCGCCUCCGUCAGACCAGUGCUAGACGUAUAGCGACGACAAAUGGUUUAUUCACGACUAGUCACAAUGGUAUCCAUGCUAUUCCCACACAAGAGCUAGAUAAUGCCCUCGCCCGCGCUCGUUCUCUAUAUGGAGCUGGAAUGGGUUUCGCGAGUUUGGGCAUCCUUUCUUCUAUUGUAAAAGCAACUGUUGGCUUAAGAUGGGAAGAGGAUGGCGCAAUGGCCGAUGUUUUGGCAGUCAUCGAUGCGGAUAUCAGCCAAGCUAUGCAGAGUUGCAAAGAAGAACUGGAAGGUGGACGCGUGAGCGAUACGGCGGUUCCUCAGGAAGCGAUAGGCAAUCUAUGGUCGAAUAUCGGGGAAAGUGCCAGGGACGUCGAAAUUUGGGGGGGAGAAUUUCCUUUUGACAGAGCAUCUAACAGCAUCGAGUGCUGGAAGUUUUAGCAUACCUGUCUAGAGUUGUAAUUACAACUUGACUGAAUGUCUCGUUGUAAGGCGGACACCACGCUACUGCUCAGGGCAUUUAGUGUGUAACCAUUAGAAUUAUGAGGGUGGCAAACACUAAGAUUCUGAAGCCGGCUAUAAUUCACAACGGGAACCAAACUAGAUAGCGGGAUCAACG